AUGCCCGUAGGCUCAAACAACAGCAUCCGCUCGCGCAACCUCCGCGCCGCCAAGGAGUCCGAGGUGCUCCUCUGGCGUGCGCUCUGCGACUCGGGCGAGGAUGCCAAAGAGUACAUCGAGGCAGACUGCUCGAUGAUCAACCCGCUGGUGCACCCCUCGGGCGAGAACACGCCGCUGCACUCGAAGAGCGAGCCCAGCCUCAUGGAGGCCAUGGACAAGCUGGAGCCCUGGAGCACCUAUCGCAUGCACAAGGACCCGGAGCCCCAGAUCGUGGAGAUAGACAUGAUGGCUGUGCAGAUCAUGUACCGGGUCACGGUGCAGCGCGUCGACGACGCGGGCAGGACCAAGCCGUACAGCGUCGACGCUCUCGUCACGAGCACGUGGAGGCAGGGCGCCGGGGGCGAUUGGAAGCUGUGCGGGCAGAUGUGCGUCCCGGAGUGA
Molecule: messenger RNA, 441 nt
Organism: Phaeoacremonium minimum UCRPA7
Lineage: Eukaryota; Fungi; Ascomycota; Sordariomycetes; Togniniales; Togniniaceae
Exons: 1
Coding region: 1-441 (146 amino acids)
Source: RefSeq, a predicted model, not a curated record